CCAACAAAUAGUUAAACAGUUCUUACGUUGUCGUCUUUUAGCUAAAAUCACGUGACUUGGUACACGUCGGAGCACAUUUAAACACUUCAAAACACAAAGUUAAUUUAACAAAGACUGAAGUACGCAAGAGAGCUUCAGGAUGUCUCUGACAAUGUCUCAGGGUGACGGUGUGACUGUUUUCACUGUUGCCACAAACCCAAAGAGCAAAUGGCCACUUCUGUGUCAGAUUCUGGGUACCAUUUGCUACAGUCCAGUGUGUUCCAUAGCUCAACAUAUAAAAGGAGGGCUGACAAACACCCUGACAGCAUUUGCAGUUAUACAGAUGAUAGUGGGAGUCCUCAAUCUUGUGUUGGGUAUUAUACUUAUAAUCUUCCCGGUAGUCACUUUCGUUUUGGAAAUGAGUUCGGCACCUUUUUGGUUGGGUGGUGUGUUUCUUGCCAUUGGAAUUGUGUCUAUUUUUGCUGCUAAGUUUCCCAGUCCUUGUCUGCUGUUUGUUGCAGUGAUUCUGAACAUUGUAAGUUUUGGCCUGGCGAUCACAGCUGUUACGUUCCAUUCAGUCGACCUGGUAGUGGGCAGCUAUCAGCGCUGUGAUGACUAUUAUUAUUCAAGUUAUGAAAGUGGAACACCCUCACCUGAACAGAAAAUGGACACAGAAAAGUGUCUGUACUUCAAGCAUCUCAAUCAGUUGAUCCUCGGAGGUCUGGAUAUCAUGAUGAUUGUUUUGGCAGUUCUUCAGAUCUGCGUAACCAUCAGUUUCUGUGUUCUGACUCUGAAUGCAUUGUGCAAGAAGAGUGGGGCUGCAAAGUCUGUGGAGGAUCCACAACCUUACGAGCCGCUCCUGGAAGAUGCCGCUGCCGAUCCUGCAUGUUAGAGAGAAACAAUGAGCAUGCAUGAGAAAAGCAACACAAUAGUUCUGUUACAUUUUUAUUAAUGUUUAAGUUACAUUUUAUUCUUGUAAACUGGAUUACUGGGAGCUGCUUUUUAAAUAAAUAAUUAGAGCAAUUUGAUUUAUUUUCAUAAAAUGUUUCAUACUGGUAUUUUAACUGGGUUUUCACCUUUUACAACUUUUUUUUAUAUAGUUAAAUUGUUGAACCUUGCUUAAUGUAUAGUAUAUGAAAACCAAGGUUUCGUCUCCAUGUUACAUGUAAAGUCUAGAAAACAAAAUUGCAUUCCUUGUGAUUUGAUUUGUGAUUAUUUGUAUCACCACUAGAUGGCGCUGGGAUCUCUGGGUGUUAUACGAGUAUAUUUGUUGUAUUUCAGUAAACAUAGCAGAGCAACCAGUCAGAUGCUACAGUUAAAAUGUCUAAUGGCAAUUUUUGACAAGCCUCUUUAUCUAAAAAGUGCCCAAAAACCUUAAGAUAAACCCCAAUGUGAAGCACUUAGAUUUUAGUGACUGCAUGUUAUCAUUACACAGCUGCUUACCAAAACAAUAAAUAAAUGGACAAUUCUGA
This is a messenger RNA of Triplophysa dalaica, 1451 nucleotides long. RefSeq lists its product as uncharacterized. Bases 140 to 871 code for a protein of 243 amino acids. The transcript is spliced from 7 exons. Gene Ontology annotation, cellular component: membrane. Lineage: Eukaryota; Metazoa; Chordata; Actinopteri; Cypriniformes; Nemacheilidae. The record is from RefSeq and is a predicted model, not a curated record.